Molecule: messenger RNA, 861 nt
Organism: Colletotrichum lupini
Lineage: Eukaryota; Fungi; Ascomycota; Sordariomycetes; Glomerellales; Glomerellaceae
Exons: 5
Coding region: 1-861 (286 amino acids)
Source: RefSeq, a predicted model, not a curated record
AUGCAAAGAAGAAAAGAAGUCUUACGGUAUUCUUCUAGUUUCUUCCUAAUCUCAAGCAGGAGUUCGUACUGUAUUGAGUCCGGGUCUUCUGCAGUUUCUGUCCUCUUCUCUGGUAUCUUCCAGCUGCUGUUCAAGAUCUUGGAGCUCAGACUGAAGACUACAUUCCAGCCUGAUCCUAUUUCAAGUAAAACUGUUCUCAUCGUGAGCGCAACUUUCAAGAUCUCCUGGUGCCAUCGCCCUUUACCUUUCAAUAAGACAGACCCCUUGGGUUUUGUCGCAUCGGUUUAUGGGAUCAUAUUCUCUCUUUCUGAGGCUCAAAAUGCUUUUCGAAUAGCAUUAAGUCGCUCUUUCGAAAACGUGGGCGCCCAAGAGAGUUUACGGCGAUCGGCUGCCUCGAUGACGAUGCUCAAGUUCGUGUAUGUAGACUUUGGCCCUAAGGAUCUCUAUUAUCGCAUAGAGGCCGAGCCGGCCGCUCAUAAGCUCGAACUGACUGAAGAAUUUCACCUGGCCCAACUAAACAAAAGUCUCACUUGUCCGAGUGACAACAGAUUGCGGAAAAAUUAUUUCAACCACGUGGCUGGAACGCCCGAAACGGUAAUGCAGCGACUGAGGGAUAUUGAACAAACCCUCAUAUUGCGGCGUAUUGAGAGACUUGUCGUCAGAUCCGAACAACUCCAUUUGAAACGAGAGGCGGAGAGCAACAAAACACAACAAGCGGUAGCAGAGAUUGACCAAGCUCUAUCACUAUACAAGUCACAUAUGUUGGCGAAAAUCAGCUCAUUAUCUACAGAUCUUAAGGCUUUGGACGGAACCGAGUCGUUUCUCUAUUCGUCAUACCAAAGCAAGGGGCCGAGGAUGUGA